AAAUCUAUAUAUAUCAGACAUGGGUUCAGCAAGCAAAGCUUCAUGGAUGGUGGCAGUUAGUGUCGGUGCAGUGGAAGCCCUCAAGGACCAAGGUAUUUGCAGAUGGAACUAUGCCUUCAGGUCUAUUCACCAACGUGUCAAGAACAACAUGGGAUCUUUUUCUCAAACCAGAAGGAUGUCUUCUUCCUCUUCUUUAGAGACAAGGAAAAUAGAAGAAGUUGAGCAUAGGGCGAAGCAAUCAGAGGAAUCUCUCAGAAAAGUCAUUUACUUAAGCUCUUGGGGGCCCCUAUUAGCAACCCAUCCUCCACUAUUAUGUAUUUUUAAGAAUGUUUCCAUUCCAAGAUGUAAUUAUUUGGAAUUCAGGCAUAUAUAAAUGCACAAGCCUUGUUCAGUA
Messenger RNA from Dioscorea cayenensis subsp. rotundata (Guinea yam), 394 nucleotides. RefSeq lists its product as uncharacterized. Lineage: Eukaryota; Viridiplantae; Streptophyta; Magnoliopsida; Dioscoreales; Dioscoreaceae. The record is from RefSeq and is a predicted model, not a curated record. Bases 20 to 373 code for a protein of 117 amino acids. The transcript has a single exon.